Molecule: messenger RNA, 1104 nt
Organism: Salvia miltiorrhiza (redroot sage)
Lineage: Eukaryota; Viridiplantae; Streptophyta; Magnoliopsida; Lamiales; Lamiaceae
Exons: 2
Coding region: 366-905 (179 amino acids)
Source: RefSeq, a predicted model, not a curated record
AAACAAGUAUUUAUAACUAAUUUAUUAUUCAACUUUGGUGUAAUAAUGGGUUAAGUGGAGCAUUUGAAUAUUAAGUUAGAAGUACUAGUUUCCUCAUUCUCAGCCACUGAUAUUGCAUGGGUGAAUACUAUUGCAUAAAGAAUUCGUUAUUUUAUAAUUUUGAAACUCGAGAUAUAAAAUAAUUCAGAAAAGUUGAAAAGUUGUGUAUGACAAUUCAAGAUAGAUAAAUGGAGAGAGAAAGAAAAGUUGGAAUAAGAAAUAGUCCGUAUUAUAUAAGGAAAGUCGAAAACACAUGGUAAUAGGGAUAGGGUUAGUCAGCUCCUCCGCCUUCGCGCCUCUGCUCUGCAGCUUACAAAUCUCAGAAAAUGGGAUGCAUAUACUCCAAGGCAUCGGUGAGCAUCAGAGAAGAGCUGAGACUGAGGCAUAGCUUCCAAAGUAGAUCCGCAGCAUCAGCGUGGGAAGAAUUACUAACAUCAUCACGCUCCAAUGCACGAACUAGUCGGGAUGGCAAGAGAAGCUUGAGCUUCCACACAGUGGAGGAAUACGACGCCUUGAUUCGCGCUCAACAUAGCUUUGAUGUGAAGAUGCAAGAAUCAAGGUGCGAUGUGGCGGUGGAAAUGGGGUCCAAACGCAAGGCGGUUGCAAGAGGCCUCAAAACGCUCGAGCUUGAAUUUCCAGCCAAUGCAACUCUCAUUUACUCUCCGGGGACUUAUGUUACCCCUAAAUUUGGGGGCUACAAUGCUCCUGUGCCACAAAAUGCAGUCUUCAGUCCCGACCUGAUUGCUGCUUUUGAAGAUUGUAUGCAACACCUACAGCUCGAAGAAGACACCAUACUCGAACAUAUGUUUCACCAUGACUAUUCACUUGCAACCUCAUCAAACAUCUACAACCCAAUUGACUUAUAGUCACUCCUACAUUUCUAUUUUCACUUUACAUACUCAAAUUCCACAUCAAAUUCCAACUGUGUUACUCCCAAAUUGCCUACUCCCUCCAUCCCAUUGCAACUGACAUGCAUUUCAUUUUGGAUUGUUCCAUAAAAGUUAACUCUUGAAAAAGUGUAAACUCUCGUCACUUUUAAUCAAUUUACAUUUCCUUAAUUCUCGU